This is a messenger RNA of Salmo salar (Atlantic salmon), 8303 nucleotides long. Its product is annotated as dystroglycan 1. Gene Ontology annotation, biological process: axon guidance; nerve development; muscle attachment. The record is from RefSeq and is a predicted model, not a curated record. Gene Ontology annotation, cellular component: basement membrane; dystrophin-associated glycoprotein complex; dystroglycan complex. Lineage: Eukaryota; Metazoa; Chordata; Actinopteri; Salmoniformes; Salmonidae. Gene Ontology annotation, molecular function: laminin binding; calcium ion binding.
GGAGAAUUCAUUCCUAAAGGGCUGGCUCCUCGGACACAGCUCAAAGACGUAGCUACGAGACAUUUGUGUGCGUCUCGGGGAAAGAGAGAAAGAGAGAGAGAGAGAGAGAGAGAGAGAGAGAGAGAGAGAGAGAGAGAGAAAGAGAAAGAGAAAGAGAGGGAGAGAGCUUGCUAAAUGAGUGUAGACCUCUCUAGCUGAUCCGGGAGGUUGUUCUGCCACUUAGCCCGUCAUGUGAUUGCCCUGGGUAUGUUAUCCUUCGGUUUUUCCUUUCUUUUUUUUGUUUUGUUGUUGGUUAACUUGAUUUUCAGAAGCAGCCAACCUACAACCGCAGAGAAGCCCAAGUAGGCUAAGACUUGUAAAUCAUUUUGUUUUAUUAGGGUAGGCUAGGGCUUCUGCGUCCCAAAAGGGUGGUGGACCCGAACACAAGCUUCCUGUGGAGACUCACUACCAUCUAGCAAAGACAACAGACUAUACUUGUUGGAGACGUCCAGAGAAGGAGAGCCUAUCCCUUUACCGCUGGUUCUUCUUUUUUCAGUCCUUCUACAAAAGAAGAGGGAUUUCAAGGAAUAUAAUAUAUGCACCGAUUUAAAAAAGGUCUCAAAUGCUCGGUUAACAAUGGGCUCUACGAACCACUGAAGAGCCUCUGAUAAAAGAACAGGGGAAACGGGGAGGAAAGGAGAGAGAGAAAAGGAGAGAGAAAACAAAGCAAAAGGAGAGGGGACUCUCAGAGAGAGAGAGAGAGAGGAGAGAGAAGGAGAGAGAAGGAGCCCCUAUUGAAAAGAAAAGCGAAGGUUGGGUCCGGUAGGAUCAGCUUUGUGUCUGUCGGUGUGUUGUUGGGUUGCAUGCUGUCCUCUCCAGGGGACAUCCUCCUUUGUGUGAGAGAUAGUUAACAAAAGACAAAGAAUGCCCAAUAAACAGAGAGGAGAGUGUCGAGCAGCGGAGGAGGCUAGAGCGGGGAUGCCUGGUCUUGGGAGCUUAGCUGUGUGUUGCAAGGCUAGUGUUUUGCUGCUACUGGCUCUUAUGAUAACUCUGGCUCAAGGGGCCUGGCCACUGGAUCAAUCCCAGGGACAAGUGGAGGUGCUGGGGGACAUGAUGGUGGACGGACCCGGGGAGCUAGAGGCCUCCAUGCACUCCUCCAUACUGUCAGACUUCCAGGUGGUGGAGGCAGCUGUGGAGGCCUUGGAGCCCGUGGCGGAUGCAGUUCAGCAGUCUGCAGUAGGAGCAGGGGGAGUGUCAGGAUUCCCAGACUCGUCUGCUGUGGUGGGCCGGGUGUUCCAGAUGAAAGUUCCGGUGAAGACGGACAAUACCAGGAACAUGGUGAAGAUAACUGAGUCAGGCAAGGAGACGCUACCAACAUGGCUGCACUGGGACAGGAAGAGAAACAUCCUACAGGGUCUACCACUGGGGGAGGACAAGGGUGUCCACUAUAUCUCUGUCUCCACAUCCAACUGCAGCCAGGAUAUCUUCUCCAUCGAGGUGCACCCAGAGGAGCAUGCUGACACCGACCCGAUCCAGGUAGCCAUCCAGUCAGCGUCCAACAACUCCAACAACGAGGUACAGCCAUUCGUCUGUGGCAACGAGGAGCCGGUGACGGUGCUCACAGUGAUUCUGGAUGCUGACCUGACCAAGAUGAGCUCCAGGCAGAGGGUGGAGCUGCUGGGAAAGAUGAAGAAGUUCUCUGGCGUGGCGCUCCAGCACAUGAAGAUACUUCCCGUGGUCAACAACCGAUUGUUCGAUAUGUCCGCCUUCAUGGCCGGACCAGGAAAUGCCAAAAAGGUGGUGGAGAACGGAGCCCUGUUAUCCUGGAAGCUGGGCUGUUCCCUGGACCAGAGUAACGUCCCUAAUAUUAGUAGCGUCCAGGCGCCGGCUAAAGAGGGCACUAUGUCGGCUCAGUUGGGAUAUCCGGUCGUCGGUUGGCACAUCGCCAACAAGAAGCCUCAUAUCCCAAAACGGGUGAGGCGCCAGCUCAACAAUACCCCUACUCCUGUUCUAGCUUUGCUUCCCCCUACAUCUGUCGUCGAGCCCCCUGUUCGCAUUGUACCCACCCUGUCGUCACCUGCCAUUGCUGCCCCCACAGACAGCUCUGCCCCACCCAUGAGAGGGCCUGUGCCCUUGCCCAUGAAGCCCACGAUCCGUGUCAGAGACUCUUAUUCCCACACUCCCACUCAGGGUGCACCCCUGCCAACCAGAGUGAUGGAGUCCACUAGUACCAUCUCCAUUGAACCCACCAUGACCAGGCAUACCGUUGUGGAAGCUACGCCGACACUCCCUCCACCCACCACAGUCGCCACCAGAAAGCCAACCAAGAAACCAAAGAGACCGAAGACCACUCCGAUGCCAAGGGAGCCCAAGACCACCACAGCCAAACCAGCCAGGCGCACCACCCCUUCGUCCAUCGUGCCUGACCCAAGAAACGAGAAACCAGAUCUUCGCAACCCCAUCGAUCAGGUCAAUGCCUUCGUGGGCACAUAUUUUGAAGUGAAAAUCCCAUCCGAUACUUUCUUUGACAAGGAGGACGGUACGACAGACAAGCUGAGGUUGUCAUUGAGGAUGAACCACAACGAAGUAGUCGGAGAUGAUUCAUGGAUACAGUUUAAUAGCACAAGCCAGCUGCUGUACGGUCUACCAGACUCGAACCACAUCGGGAAGCAUGAGUACUUCAUGCAGGCCACCGAUAAGGGCGGUCUGAAUGCGAUCGACGCCUUUGAGGUCCGUGUGAACCGCUGGGCUUCCAACGAUAAGUCGCCGGUCUUGUUCCAGGCUCGCUUCCACGGGGAACCUCACCAGGUGACCAACGACAUCCACAAGAAGAUUUUGCUCAUCAAAAAACUGGCGUACUCGUUCGGGGACCGCAACAGCAGCACGGUCACCCUGAGGAACAUCACCAAGGGAUCCAUCAUGGUGGAGUGGACCAACAACAGCCUCCAGCAGAACCCCUGUCCCAAGGAGCAGAUCCAGACCAUGUCCAGGAGGAUCUCCGACGCCCAGGGAAGGCCCUCCCAGACAUUCAUCUCCACCAUGGAGCCUGAAUUCAAACCCAUUGACAUCAAGGUCAAAGGGACAGCCGCCUGCCAGAAGUACAUGUUCGUGCCGCCAAGUGAAAUCACCAUUCCUAUACCCCCGGCCGUCACACCGGCGCUCGGCGCCGGACGCCAGAGCACGGACGACGUCUACCUCCACACGGUCAUCCCUGCAGUGGUGGUGGCAGCCAUAUUGCUGAUCGCCGGCAUCAUCGCUAUGAUCUGCUACCGUAAGAAGCGCAAGGGCAAGCUGACCAUCGAGGACCAGGCUACUUUCAUCAAGAAGGGGGUGCCCAUAAUCUUCGCAGAUGAGCUUGACGACUCCAAGCCCCCUCCGUCCUCCUCCAUGCCCCUCAUCCUGCAGGAGGAGAAACCCCCACUGCCCCCGCCGGAGUACCCCAACAUGGCCAGUCCAGAGACCACCCCCUUGAACCAGGACCUUCUGGGGGAGUACACAGCUCUGAGGGAUGAGGACCCCAAUGCCCCUCCCUACCAGCCUCCACCCCCCUUCACUGUCCCCAUGGAAGGUAAAGGCUCUCGUCCAAAGAACAUGACCCCCUACAGAUCCCCACCACCUUACGUGCCACCCUAAGGUUAGCUGGCUCCUCCAGAGGAGGAGAGGGGAAGCAGGGGGGACUUGUAACCGUCUCACACCAGUGUUGUCUGUUUGGAAAUAAGGGGUGGGAGGAGGAGGGUAGAGGCUCUGCAAAGUGGCAAUGAACUUCGGACAUUUUGGUUUGGGAGGGUUUUGGGCUGAUCUGAUCAAGGCUGAGUUAAGGUUGAACGAUGGGAGGGAGGGAGAACUAGGUGGUAGCCUCGGGCAACAGUAGCCAGAACAAUGACACUAUUCAGUCUCUCGUCAUCUCAUUGGCUACAGCUGAACAGCUAGAUUGAGAAGAAACGCCCCUCCGGUCCCAGCAGCUUUUUUUCUCCAUUUGAAACUAAAUGGCCUUUUUGUUUUAUUUUGUGUCUUUUGGUUCUGGUUUUCUUCUGUUUUUGACUUGACUUUAAGAUCAAACUACUUGCCUUUUUUAAUCUUCUUUUAUCUUUGAAUAAUACAAGAGGACAAUAGACAAACACACACUACAGGCAAAAAGGUUUUUAAUGAUGAGAUAGAGAGUUCUAUGAAUGAAAACAAACACAACAUAAUCAUUUUGAUCUGGGACAGCCAACCCUGCAGACAGUGCUAAACACAGUGGCUGAUCGAUGUGGUGGUGGCUGUUUUGGAUUCAAUAAGGUUUGCCUUUUAACACUAAUUGUAUGUUUUUACCCUUAUUCACACAAUGUCUAGUCAAGAUGAGCAUAACAAAGGUAGCCUAAAAGAAUAAUUAGAAAUUAGUAUAAAGUUUCUAUUCAACAUUUUUUUUUUUCAAAACUUUAUAUCUUUAAGGUUAUGUUAGAUUAGAUAGAUAGAUAGGAUUAUUUUGGUGGUGGUGGAGCAGAUCUCCUGACUGAAAUAGCCUGCAGGAUCUCUUUUUCCCCCGAUCAGAAAGGAACGGUACACCUAGUAGGUAGGCCUCGUCAGGGUUAGUGAACGUUAACAUGAAAGGCAAUGUCAUCCAGGUGGUUACCCUGGCCUGAUUAUUACCAGAUGGUUACCCUGGCCUGGUUAUUACCAGGUGGUUACCCUGGCCUGGUUAUUACCAGAUGGUUACCCUGGCCUGGUUAUUAUCAGAUGGUUACCCUGGCCUGGUUAUUACCAGAUGGUUACCCUGGCCUGGUUAUUACCAGGUGGUUACCCUGGCCUGGUUAUUAUCAGGUGGUUACCCUGGCCUGAUUAUUACCAGGUGGUUACCCUGGCCUGGUUAUUACCAGGUGGUUACCCUGGCCUGGUUAUUACCAGGUGGUUACCCUGGCCUGGUUAUUAUCAGGUGGUUACCCUGGCCUGAUUAUUACCAGGUGGUUACCCUGGCCUGGUUAUUACCAGGUGGUUACCCUGGCCUGGUUAUUACCAGAUGGUUACCCUGGCCUGGUUAUUACCAGGUGGUUACCCUGGCCUGGUUAUUAUCAGGUGGUUACCCUGGCCUGGUUAUUACCAGGUGGUUACCCUGGCCUGGUUAUUACCAGGUGGUUACCCUGGCCUGGUUAUUAUCAGAUGGUUACCCUGGCCUGGUUAUUAUCAGGUGGUUACCCUGGCCUGAUUAUUACCAGGUGGUUACCCUGGCCUGGUUAUUACCAGGUGGUUACCCUGGCCUGGUUAUUAUCAGAUGGUUACCCUGGCCUGGUUAUUACCAGGUGGUUACCCUGGCCUGGUUAUUACCAGGUGGUUACCCUGGCCUGAUUAUUACCAGGUGGUUACCCUGGCCUGGUUAUUACCAGGUGGUUACCCUGGCCUGGUUAUUAUUUAAUGGUUACCCUGGCCUGGUUAUUAUCAGGUGGUUACCCUGGCCUGAUUAUUACCAGGUGGUUACCCUGGCCUGGUUAUUAUCAGAUGGUUACCCUGGCCUGGUUAUUAUUAGAUUUCUUGUUUUUACUUUGUCUGAGUUUUCCAAAGCCACCCAAAAUCAUUCAAGAGAGAAAUAUAACACAAUACAAUGCCCCUUUUUACUAUUCUUGUUUAAAAUGGGUUAAAAUGAGUAUCAUGAUCCCAAUAUGAUCAUAACAUUGACAAUUUGAAUGCCAUUUUGCCUUUAUGGUGAUACGACAAGUGUCUUCUGUAAAUAACGAUGGAUCGGCCUGUGUGUAUUUUUAGUCCAAAAACAUUUUGUGUAAAUCAGAUGUGGAAAAAGCCUCCUGCAGUUUAUUUUAGACAAGGGGUCAUUAUUUUUUUAUGUAGUGAUGAUGCUCUUGUUUUCACAGGAAACAGUUUAGGGCUGUUGAGAGUGAUUUGAGAACAUCCUGAAAGGGAUACAGCGUGUAUUCACAACUCAAAGGUCAUUGUUGAGAGGAUGGUAGGAGUGUUAGAGAGAGAGAGAAAUGGGAAUAUCCCAAUAACAAGAUUCCCAGAAAACACAGGACAAAAUGGUUGAUAAAAUCUAUCUAAUUUUUUUACAACGUUUUUGAUACAGCAUCAAAUUGUUUAAGAAAAAAAUCGAUAAAUACAUGAAUAGUGUACUGCAAUUUGUAAAAUCUUAGAGUAGAGAAUUGAUUCCUUAUUAUAUACCUUUUCUCAUUGGUCACCUAUUUCAAGGGAUUUUAUUUCGUUUUUUUGUUGCCAUAUUGUCGAAUUGAAAUGCACCUCCUGUUAAACAGUCGGAAUUACCCAUUUUAUGUAAUCACACAUUUUAUUUAAUGUUCAAAUUCUUCACUAACGACUUUGAAAGUGACCCUUUGCAAUAAUGUAAGGUACUGCCUGAUGGUGGUGGUGAGUGGUCAAUGCAGGUUAGAUAAGUGAUGAUGUACUACACGCAUAAUGAUGACGAUGUGCACGCAUAAUGAUGACGAUGUGCACGCAUAAUGAUGAUGAUGAUGAUGAUGUGCACGCAUAAUGAUGAUGAUGUACCUACAUAGUUUGUUUUUGCCAGAUUCCAAGUGUUGCUUUUUGAGUGUCCAUUUAUUAUGGAAGCCGACCUCCGUCUAUCUGUAUCCAGAUAAUUCUUCAUUCUUCACACGUUUGAAACUCUAAUCCAACAAGUCCCAAUAGUAUUGGAAUGAAUGAAUCAUCAUAUAUAUAUAUAUAUAUAUAUAUAUAACAGAGUUCAUUAUGAUGGUAUAUCUUGCUUGGUAUGUUGCCGUACAUUAUAAUAUAGAGAUUUAUUUUUUAUUGAUGAGCUUCGGUUAUAAUUGGUUUUCUAAUGCUUCCCUAUAUUGACGAGUCAAUAUGUCUACAUCCAUAGAGGUUUCAUUAAGGAGUGUAUCCAUCUGUCUAAUCUAUCAGCCAUUUUAAGACCCUGAUUCCUGUCACAAUAACUGAUUCAUAAUUCCGUCUCCUUGUUAAAACUGGUAUUGUUAAUCUGACUAGAUGACACAUUUUGAUCUGGAACCUCGAACCGUUAAAAAAGGUUAACAUGUUGUCGAUCUCCUUUCAGUUCAAUGUUUCCAUCACACUCACCGCCAUUAAAUACAGAUGGAGUUUAUUGGUUAUAUGUAAAUAACUUGCUGACCCCCCCCCUCCUCCGCCCCUCCGCGUCCACAGAUCAUGUCGUCACUUCAGCUCUAUUGAUUUCUGACAAGGAACAAACUGCAAUAAUAGUCCCAGAUGGUUUAUCCCAAUAGGGUUGUUAGUUAGUCAAAUAAGAAAUAUAUAGUUACUUAUGACAGUUACUGAGAUUGACAGAUUUUAUUCACGUUUGAGUGAGAUUCAUAGAACAAUAGGUAAGUAGAUGGUACAAGGACAUCCUUAUUUUUUUGUUGGUUUAUAUAUAUUUUAAGUGGUGUAGUCAUUUCAGCAUUAAGCUCAAUUAAUUCAUUAGGCUAGCGAAGAAUCAGGCUUAGUUACACCGAGUCAAAGAUAAGUCACUUAAGUUAAGUACGUGUGACACACACAAGAGUACAUGCUGUGUUAAAAUCGUACAUGAUGAAAGUGUUAGUGACGUGUGUUUCUCAAAUCUCGGAUUUAUUCCCAUUCGACUCAAAUUAAGAGGAGAUUGUGAUCUGAUUUGUGCGAAGCUUAACGGAGAAGAAACCAACGAUGCAAACAAAUUUAAAAAUAAAUAAUGUAAUAGCAGUCAUUCACUAUAACUGGUUCAAAUGCCUUGUUGACAAUAUCUUAUCUGUUGGCUACAUUUCAGUAUUUCAGUUUCAUUUCAGAUAUUAGCAACGGUAUUGCAAAAGAUACGGAAUCAACAAAAACACAUUUGUUCUUUUCAUUUAGAACACGAUAGCUGUCCUGAAGGAUACACAUUAAGGUGUAUCGACCUCUACGUUUUGUUUAAGCCCGAUUUUCUGUCUUUCUGUGUUGUUCAUUUACUUUCAUUAGAUUUCCUUAUUGCCCAUUUUGAAAUGUAGAGAUUGGUGUGUGUGUGUGUGUCAAAUCAAAUCAGCCUUAGAAAUUAAUGUCUUCAUAUGCAGCAAGCAGGACUGACUGAAAGCCUCCUAAGCCCCGACAAGGUGCAUAUUUUACUAUAUUUAAUUUUGUUCGCUUAUAGAGAAUGUUUUCUUCAUUUAGUUUUUACAUUCAUGAGUGAAUUAGUACUUACAAAUGGAAUAAUGAUGAUAGUAACAAUGGUGAUUGUGAUGAUUUAUAAUAAUUACAAGAAUAAUAUGGUUAUUAUAAUGGUUUCAGGGGGACAUUAUACACUGUUUGUCCUUCAUUUUUGUUAUUGAAAUACCUGUUUUUCCCCCAUCGCCUUGCCAAUAAAAAUGGGACUCCUCUGGUUCGCAAACAAAAUGGUUGCCAAAGUA